AAUAUUCCUGAAACCAUGUCAUCUGCUCGUUUGUACCUCCUUGCAGCUCUUCUCUCACUCUUGUUAUUCAACUUUCAUGGAAGCAAAGCCCACUUUGUACCCUCAACAAAUUGCCCCAUAUACAAUUGCGGUAAGGAUCUGAAGUUUCACUACCCUUUUUGGAAAAUUGAAGACUCCACCGCCGGUCAAUAUUGUGGUUACCCUGGUUUUGGUCUCAAUUGCUCAGAGUCCGGAGAGCCAAUACUCAGUCUCCCAAAUAAUGACUCCUACCAUGUGAAAGACAUAAACUUUAUUGAUUCCACCAUCACCCUUGUUGACAUCGACGUCUUCGAUCAACAAUGCCCUAGGGCAAGACACAGUAUUAGUGUAGGCACGCUCCCAUUGGAUUACUCCCCAUUGGAUGUGAACCUGAGCUUCUACUUUAACUGCACUUCCUUUCCUGAUCCUGUUGUGCCUCCCAUAAUCUGCUUGGGAAUAUGGGGUACCAAAAUGUCUUAUGUUUUCACGGAGGGAGAGCAAUCAGAUGGGUUUGAAUGGUCUGAAAGUUGUGAGGAGAAUGUGGUGGUGACUGUGAUGAAGAGUAAGAAGCUUUAUAUUGAUAAGUUGAUUGGUGCUUUUGGAGGACUUAUGAACCAGGGGUUUGUGCUUAACUGGACCACGGCGAAGGAGUGCGCUUCGUGUGAGAGUGGUGGUGGUUUGUGUGGGUACAACCCCACUAAAGCUGAUGAGUUUCUCUGCUUCUGCAAAUAUAGUGAUGGCCUAUGCGAGAAGAAAGGCACUAGGUUCAACUGGAGAUUGAAGGUUGUCAUAGGCGUAGUUGCUACUAUUGCAGGAACUGGUAUCCUAGUGUUUGUUAUUCUCUUCCGUGGGAUUUCACUGAUUAGGGAAAAUGACAAUGAAGAUGCCGAGGCCUUGACUCAGAACAUUGGACCUCUAGCAGUAAAAAGAUACAAAUUUUCGGAUGUAACGAAAAUGACCAACUCAUUUAAAGAUAAAAUAGGUCAAGGCGGUUAUGGUGACGUGUACGAAGGUAAGCUAUUGAAUGGUUGUCGUGUGGCUGUGAAGGUUCUGAAAGCAUCCAAAGGGAAUGGAGAGGUCUUUGUUAAUGAGGUUGCAAGCAUUAGUAGAACUUCCCACUUUGGUCUUUCUAAACUUUGUACAAGGAAGGAGAGCAUUAUUUCAAUGUUGGAUGCUAGAGGGACAAUAGGGUAUAUAGCUCCAGAAGUGUACUGCAGAAACUUUGGAAGAGUGUCUGCUAAGUCCGAUGUCUAUAGUUAUGGAAUGAUGAUUCUGGAGAUGGUCGGAGGAAGAAAGAAUGUUGAAGCUCUAGUAAGCCGCACCAGUGAAAUUUAUUUUCCAAAUUGGGUUUAUGAGCAUCUUGAGCAGGGCAGCAAUUUCGGGUUGCUCAAUGCAGAGACCGAAGAGGAAAAGGAAAUCGCGAGGAAGAUGAUCUUAGUGGGAUUGUGGUGCAUACAGACAAGGCCAUCUGAUAGGCCGUCCAUCACUAAAGUGAUUGAACUGUUGGAAGGAAGCAUUGAAGCCUUGCAAAUGCCACCAAAGCCAGUCCUAUCUUCUCCUGUGAGAUCACCACCAGAAUCUUCCACCUUAUCAACAUUAAGUUGAUAUCUUCUCUAGGUUACUGGAUGCAUAUUUGAUUAUUCACUACCUUGAUAUGUAAAGUGCAUU
Molecule: messenger RNA, 1686 nt
Organism: Rosa chinensis
Lineage: Eukaryota; Viridiplantae; Streptophyta; Magnoliopsida; Rosales; Rosaceae
Product: LEAF RUST 10 DISEASE-RESISTANCE LOCUS RECEPTOR-LIKE PROTEIN KINASE-like 2.8
Exons: 4
Coding region: 16-1623 (535 amino acids)
Biological process (GO): protein phosphorylation
Molecular function (GO): protein kinase activity; ATP binding; polysaccharide binding
Source: RefSeq, a predicted model, not a curated record